Lodderomyces theae is the source of this 1656-nucleotide messenger RNA. RefSeq lists its product as uncharacterized. The transcript has a single exon. Gene Ontology annotation, biological process: canonical NF-kappaB signal transduction. NCBI's taxonomy places the organism in Eukaryota, Fungi, Ascomycota, Pichiomycetes, Serinales, Debaryomycetaceae. The record is from RefSeq and is a predicted model, not a curated record. Bases 1 to 1656 code for a protein of 551 amino acids.
AUGGGUCUACUACUGCACACGACACCAAAGCUACCGCAUCAAUCUCAAGAUAGUAACUAUAAAGCAUCUUCGCCAGCACCAUCCCAAACAAAUCGGAAUGAGCACCUAACACUACAUCGACGCCAUAAGGCAACACCCGAGAAAAGCAAGGUGUGGUUCAAGAGAAAAAUUUUGUCUUCUGAUGCCGACGAAACCGAUGACACCGAGUACGGCGAAUCUGUUGAGGACAAUGGAAGUGCAUCCGAUUCCAUAGAAAAAACACCAUCCCCAAGGAAGCCAAUCCAGUUACCGGGCCAAAAAUUUUUUGAGUUUGCUUCUACUCCAAUCAAUCCAGAUUCAACUGUAUCUUUUCUUUCGCCAAUGAGGAUGUUGAAUGACUUGCACUUGAAAUCGCAAGUAUUUGAUACAGAGUCAGAUGCUUCAGAUGAUAUCCAUACUGAUGCAGAAGGUAACAUGGUGGAAACGAUACAAGAACAAAGCGACAAUGAAGUUGGUCUAGACGAUGAUGGAAACUCUGUUGGAAACAAGACAAUGAUUAACAAUUCAGAUGAAUCAGAUGAUGAGUUCCCCAUUUCACCUCCCAAAUUCAUCAAUAGAAAGAAGAGGAUGCACCUGGAUGCUAUUGAGUCCAAAAUUGUGACUCCGCUUACGCUGCAAGAUUCUCACAUGUCUAUAUGCAAUACCACCGCCCAUACAGCCAAUUCUUCAACUUUGAAGUUGAGUUUCUCAACAAAUGACUCUACACCGUGCCCUCCUCAACCCAAACGAAAGAAACUCAAGUUCAAACAUGCGUCCACGGAAACCAUAUUGGAUUUGAACUACGCACGCAAGACAUCGUUACAAGAACUAGCGCACAGACCGCAAGGACCCUUACAAUCGCUUGACGAUCAUGAUGAUGAUGACGAUGACCAUGAUGAUGAAGAGAAAGAAGAAGAAGAAGAAGCGGAAGAAGCGGAAGACGACUACAAAAACAAUUCAAACUCGUUCGAUAACCACAAUGGCUUGGAAUCUACGCCAAUAUCACAAUCUACACCAACUUCACUGAGAGCAUCAACUCCACCACUACCGCCACCUCCAUCUUCUACCGCCACCACGCAAGAAUACGGUCCUAGUGUGAAUGGCUACAAAUUUGUGCGUCAAAGGCCGAGUUCAUUUCAGUUCAAAUAUGAAACCCCUAUUAAUGGGAAUAGAUAUGCUCAAAUGCGCCAUUCAUAUUGCAAACAGAAUUAUAGCGUGGUAGGAGAGUUGCCUGUGACAUCAGCGGGAAUGAUGGAUGAAGACGGUGUGCAUGUUGGAGACAGACGAAUUAACGACCCAUACCUUACUUCGCAGUACACAGAGACAGCGUCGGUGAAUGACAGGAUAAGACUUGACUAUCACAAUAAUUUGAAACUACCUUUACCCCCACCUUAUUUUGAUCAAGACAAUCUUUCAACUGACCAAAUCAAGCAUCUUAUAACUCAAGAUUCUUUGAAACAAUUCUAUGACAUGAUAGUUCAGGGCUCAAUGUUGGAUUUGUUGAGACAAGAACGUAUCAAGUGGCAUCCCGACAAAUGGGUGGGCAAGUUGAGACAAUAUCCUCAUACGAAUAUAUCUUUACCCAUCAUUGACCGAUUGAGUCAGACGAUAAAUGCAUUGAUCGACAAUUACAAUUAA